This is a messenger RNA of Suillus clintonianus, 1116 nucleotides long. RefSeq lists its product as uncharacterized. The record is from RefSeq and is a predicted model, not a curated record. The coding region runs from base 1 to 1116 and encodes 371 amino acids. NCBI's taxonomy places the organism in Eukaryota, Fungi, Basidiomycota, Agaricomycetes, Boletales, Suillaceae. The transcript is spliced from 2 exons.
AUGCCUUUGCAACGAACUGUUCCUCAGGACGCCGCAGGUGAAACCUCUCGUCAAGUAAACAAUAUCCUACGGAACUUGAGAGGAGAACACUUUCGCCAUUCACGCAAUGUGCAGCGUGUCCCAGCAAGUCUACCCACGCCGUUGCAUGUCAACAACCUUCCAACUCUUCCGAUCAGCCUGAUUUAUCCCUCUGCAGAAGACGGCGGGCGGAAUGCAGCAGCUGCUUCAGGGUACCAUUCUACAAGACCUGUCUGGAUCGCAGGACCUGACCCACCUCGUAGUUGGACAGCCCUUUCAUCUCCGAAGAUCCGGGAGGCAGACUUGACGGACAUAAACUCCCCUGCUUGGCGCGAACAUGCCCUCAACUUAGUGUUCUCCCCUGGCAACGCGUCAGCGCAUCCGCCAGGUAGUCAAUCCCUCCGUGCCCUUCGGAAGCGCGAGUUCCCUACGCUUGCACUAUUAUCCCUUCAUGUCAUUCGGACGGAGUGCAGCGCAUACGAGUUGGCUGACAUCAUGUCCCAUAUCCCACCUCACCUCCGUCGCGUCUUAAUGCGUCACAGCGCAAUAAAUAGUCCCUUCUCUCGGUCCGAGCUGAAUGCAAUAUGCGGAGAAGAAGGGCAUGCAGACGGAGAGCUUGUAGUCGUUGGGCCGCACGCUACAUUGCGCAGCGAUCAUUUCCGGCGCAUGCAUUCCUCAAGAGAAUCCGUGCCUGAAGAAUGUGCAGCAGACGAGUCUACGUGGGAUUCUCUUGCAACACUGGGGAGCGAGCCUAGUGUGCUCUUCUCCGUUACCUUCCUAUCCACACCGUUGACCUUUUCCUUGAGCGACCUUCCGCCCACAAUCACUUGCCUCGCACUCAUCAAUAUCCCUAAACCAGUAUCCCUUCAACGACUAUCCCUUCAACGACUUCCAUCGUAUUGCCCUCUGGUCUCGCUGUUAGACCUGUCUUACAACAGUUGGCUCAUCCCAGCAUUAGGGGAGAGGCUACUAGAUGACUACCCGUGGACGAAGUUGCACUACUUGAAGGUCUUGGGGCUACGAGGGUGUCGCGUCACGUCAACGCUUUUGUCGCAGGUCAAUAGAGGUCGAUGGGAUGACGUGGACGUCAUUCAUUGA